Molecule: messenger RNA, 3919 nt
Organism: Acanthochromis polyacanthus (spiny chromis)
Lineage: Eukaryota; Metazoa; Chordata; Actinopteri; Pomacentridae
Gene: ankrd40
Product: ankyrin repeat domain 40
Exons: 5
Coding region: 418-1674 (418 amino acids)
Molecular function (GO): protein binding
Source: RefSeq, a predicted model, not a curated record
AGUUGUCACAUCUAAAGAUGCUCCCCCCACCUCCCGACGAGGCGGUGGUGUUUUUUGGCAGCACACCGACGGAUCUCUGACACCGCUGGCGGAUUGAAUGAGUGCACCGGGUGCUGGCAGCGGCACCGUAACGUGAACUAAACGGCAGAAAUACAUGGCGAGGACGGAACUUUCUGUGUAAACGCCAGAAAACACCGCGAACCCGGAGCUAGAUUAGCCGGAACCGAGUGGCGGCCACAAGCUAGCAGCUAGCCAGUCGGUGGUGUUAGCCGGGCAGCUAAUGCUAGCUGACAAGUCUAUUUUCAGUGGACUUGUGUGGCAUUAGCGGGGAAAUUAUUGUGUAAACAGUAGUGGCAACUUAUUUAGCGAGGCCUCCGUGUAUCCUAUGAUCUCACGUCGCUAGUUGUCGGUACCAACAUGUCCACGACUUCGUUGGAUAAGGAAUUACAGGAGCGACUGAGAGAGGCGUCUGCCAUCGGGGACAUCGACGAAGUGCGGUCGCUAGUGGAGAGUGGGGUGAAUGUGAACUCCCAGAACGAAAUCAAUGGAUGGACGUGCCUGCACUGGGCAUGCAAGAGGAACCAUAAGCACAUAGUGUCCUACUUACUCAGUUGUGGAGCAGACAAAGAAAUCCUCACAGCUAAGGAUGAGUUGGCCUCACAGCUCACGUCCAAACCAGAGAUCAAACGACUGUUAGGAGUUGAGGUGGAGGAAGUGCCUGAAGUCAAGGAGCCUGAGUUGCCAAUCAUCCCCAGCUACCUGUCUAACCCGCCCUUCAUGUAUUCCAAGAUGGACAACAAGUCAGAAGUCAUCCUUACCCAGCACCUUACACAAAACGGCUCUGGAGAACAUGCUGAAGACACACAGAGUGAUUCUGCCUCUAUUUCCCCAACGCAUGAGCCUCAGAAAUCCCAGAGCCUGGUCUCCAACAGCCCCACUCCUCCACCAAACCCCACCGUCAACCACAGCCAAGCCCACGCUGGGGAGUUCAUUCCUGUGGCCGAGCAAAACGGCGUGUCACCAAACACGGCCUCGUCCCACAAUCACACCGUGGUUAACUGCACAGUGCCCAUGGACCUGUCAGUGGAGCCUCACCUCGUCAACCAUGCCGACUACCCGCAUGUCGUGGCACACAACGGCACCAUGUGUUCACCCCCGCUGGCUUCACCCAGCCCCGGCCUGGCUAGCAGCAGCGGCAGCCAGGUCCAAGCCCCGGUGGCCAGCGCUAACCCGACGGUUAGCAGGCAGCAGUCGAUCCCGCAGCAGCUGAGCUACGGCCAGGGAGGUGGGCCCAUGCCAGCCUUCCAGCCGUUCUUCUUCACCAGCACCUUCCCUGUCAACGUACAAGAGUUGGUGCUGAAGGUUCGCAUCCAGAACCCCAACGCACGGGAGAACGACUUCAUCGAGGUGGAGUUGGACCGCCAGGAGCUCACCUAUCGCUCCCUCCUGAGAGUCUGCUGCCGUGAGCUGGACAUCAGCGCUGAACACGUGGAGAAGAUCCGCAAGCUGCCAAACACCAUGCUGAGAAAGGACAAGGACGUGGCUCGGCUGCAGGACUUUCAGGAGCUGGAGGUUGUGUUGGAGAAGGCAGAAGGCCUGUCGCUGUUCUCUGGGGCGGGGGGCUUAACAGACAGACCCUGCUACAACAUGAAGGCCUCCCGCCUCACGUACUAGAGCCGCCACACGGCCCGAGGUCUCCCCGCUUACCGUGGGCUUCUGUAGCUACCCUCCAGCAACCGUAACUAGCUGCCCGCCCAGGUCCCCUGUUCCAGCUUUGUUCGGCUUUGGUGUUUUGCCAAUUUCCUGACUGGGAUUUGUUUUUUCAACUGUAGCUAUUGUCCUCCUCCUGUCCUCCUCCGGCCCUCCUGCCGCUUUAGUGUACCCAACCAGUUGUAAGCGAUUACUGAUGCAUGGUGUCCUCGGUUAUGUGCGAAAGUAUUUGGGCCCCUCUCUCUCUCAUCUCUUUAUCUUUCUCUCCUCCCACUGCACUUUGUGCCAAGGCUCUAUUGGGACAACAGAGGGGGACGUUGGCUCGUCUUCCUCAUGGGCUGGACUUGAACGGGAUUCUGCAAUAGCCUUACAUGGACACGUUUCUACACCGGCUGUGGACUUUGGUCGUAGAGGACCACGGUCCGAGAAGAGCAGAGGACGACGGGACGGUUUUACGUAACUGAUCUGAUCAUUUUCAGUCCACAGAACGGGACUGGAGAUGCAGCACAGUCGACUACUUGCACACAGCAACUUGGAUUUCUAGCAAACAGACCUAUAUCAGAUAUGCUCGCUUGUGUACACACUUUCAUACAUGCUGUAGGCAGAAACCUUAGUGUCUUUCCUGCAGAAGGUGUCCGUUGUUGGCCUAAUUCUUAAGGUGGAAUUUAGGGAUCUCUGACUAAUAGUAUUUUAUUGGCUGAUCACUUAAACGAUGCUUUAAUCUGCAUCCCCACAAAGACGGACACGUUUCCCUCCAUAUUUAAAUCAUUCAGUCACACACUGUGCUAAAGGUUUUAGUUCUGUUUAGAGAAUCUAUCUUUUGUCUUUUUUAUGUGAGACAAAAAGCUUCAUUUACAUAAUAGACAUAAAAGUGCAACAAGUUGAAGCAGGACUAUUUUAUUUUUCUUUUUUUAAUGAUGCAAAAUCAUUCAAGUUCUGUUGAGUCAGCAGAACACUUAAACUGUCUGCUGCGAAGUAUUUCUAUUAAACGUUGCUUCUUGCUAAUAAAGCGAGAGCGUGCAUCACGUUUCAGUGACGAGUCCCAGCAGAGGCUGAGUUUGAGGCUCCCUCUGGAUUAUUUUUUCAAGUCUUCUGCCGAACGUUUUCAGUUGCUGUCGUCGUGUUUAACUGUGAUUAGAAUCAAAACCAAAAACUAACCUAGCCAGCAAAGAUACUAACUGCAGAACAAACUAUCACUGCUUCAGAACAAGAGGAAAGAAAAUAAGAGACGGAAGAGGACAUAAAUAUCCCGGGUUUUAUCAUUUUGUGCUUCCUUAUUCCACCGACAUUAAAACAAAUAUCUCUUUUUUUUCCCUUUGGUGCACCGUCGGCUCAGUUUAAAUCUGUUAUACAGUGACUAGACUUUUAAUUUAACGAGUAAAGACAACACAGAACAUCAGUACAGGGCUUUAGUUUGGUUAGCAAGGCCAGCGUAGAGUUUUAGUUUGAUUUUUGAUUUUAUUAGUUCUCUAACUGGUAGCCUAAUGGAGAUGAGUAUAAACACUAAUGGCUGAAUAUGUCCUAGAGAUGGAGACGUUUAUGCUGCUUUCAUCAUCACCUGAUAUUCCUUUGGAUGCUGGGGCUCGUUUGUUUUAAACAGUAGGCGGGCGUUAAACGUCCCACAAUCAAAGUUUCUACCCAGUGCUAACUGUUUACUGUUCAAAAUGUAUACCUGAAGCUCUUACUGUAUUUGUAUGUUUUAUGAUCUAUUUUUUAUUAAUUUGUAUCUAUUUUUAACCAGCUAGGCCUGUUGUGUUUGUGUCAAAAAAUAAAAACCGAAGUCAGAAGAAGAAGCACCGAGAUGCUGUUGAAGCCGAGUGCAAUGUGAGGGGAGGAGAAAGCAGGAAGGACCACCGAGAGUGCUUAUUUUAUGUUAAACGCUUUAUUAAGUGACGGUAUGCCACAUGUGGACGGCAGGCUGGGUGAGAGAAUGGGAGGAAGCGACUGAGAGCAGCACGCCAGCGGUCGGUUUUUAUAGAAUCCGGUUUGGUUCUGUUGAAAGGAGACGACUAACAUUGUAUUUGUUGGGUUGCUUAUUGUUCUAGAAAAAGCAGAAUACAGUUUGACUUAACCUAUGCAUUCAGAGUCUGAUAUUUUUAUAUACGGUACGUUCUGUGUACUUGUAGAAAUGAUCUUAGGCAUUGUUCAAAUUGUGUUUAACUCGUUCUGGAGACCUGUAUCUGUUCUUUGAUAAAAGCAUGGUAAAUUA